UCUGGCUCUCACCUGUAAGAGGAGCCGCCCAGGUGACCGGGAGCUGAGAGCCCGGAGUGGCGGCGGAGGAGGAGGGGCCCCGGGCGGAGACGGAUAAGAGACCCCGGGAGGAGCGCUCGUCCUCACACCACAAUGGGCAGCAAGGAGAGGUACCACUGGCAGACCCAGAAUGUUCGGCAGAGCGGUGUGGACGACAUGGUUCUUCUGUCCAAGAUCACGGAGGAGGCCAUUGUCGACAACCUGAAGAAACGCUACAUGGACGACUUUAUAUUCACAUACAUUGGUCCAGUGUUGAUCUCUGUUAACCCUUUUAAGCAGCUGCCGUAUUUCACAGAUAAGGAGAUAGAGAUGUACCAGGGAGCGGCUCAGUAUGAGAACCCCCCGCACAUCUACGCCCUCGCUGACACAAUGUACCGGAACAUGCUGAUAGACGGAGAGAACCAGUGUGUGAUCAUCAGCGGGGAGAGCGGAGCCGGGAAAACGGUGGCAGCCAAGUACAUCAUGGCCUACGUGUCCAAGGUGUCCGGCGGAGGGCCCAAGGUUCAGCACGUGAAGGACAUUAUCCUCAAGUCCAACCCAUUGCUGGAAGCGUUCGGGAACGCGAAGACCGUGAGGAACAACAACUCCAGCAGAUUCGGUAAAUACUUUGAGAUUCAGUUCAGUCGGGGAGGGGAGCCGGACGGGGGGCGGAUAUCUAAUUUCCUACUGGAGAAGUCUCGUGUGGUCAGUCAGAAUUCAGGAGAGAGGAACUUCCACAUCUUCUACCAGCUGCUGGAAGGGGCAAGUGCUGAGGAUCGGGAGAACCUUGGGAUCACCUCCCCCGAUUAUUACUUCUAUCUCAACCAGUCCGCCGUCUACAAUGUGGAGGAUGUCAGCGACAAGAAGGAGUUCACGGAAACCAUGGCAGCAAUGGACGUGGUUGGACUCACCCAUGAGGACCAGGCUUGUGUCCUGCAGAUCGUGGUCGGGAUCCUGCACCUGGGGAACAUCACUUUCCGGGAGAGCGGCAACUACGCCAUGGUGGAGAGCGAGGACUUCCUGGCGUUUCCAGCCUAUCUUCUUGGCAUCGACCAGUCUCGGUUAAUGGAGAAGUUGACCAGCCGCAAAAUGGACAGUAAAUGGGGAGGAAAAUCCGAGGUGAUCGACGUGACCCUAAACGUGGAGCAGGCGUGUUUCACACGUGACGCCCUCUCCAAAGCCCUGUACGCCCGGCUCUUCGAUUACCUGGUGGAGGCUGUCAAUAAAGCCAUGCGGAAGGACACUGAAGAAUAUAAUAUUGGGGUUCUAGACAUUUAUGGAUUUGAGAUAUUUCAGAAAAACGGCUUUGAACAGUUUUGCAUAAAUUUUGUGAACGAGAAGCUUCAGCAGAUCUUCAUUGAGCUGACCCUGAAGGCGGAGCAGGAGGAGUAUGUGCAGGAGGGGAUCCACUGGAAUCCUAUCGAGUACUUUAACAACAAGAUUGUGUGUGACCUGAUUGAGAAUAAAUUGAGUCCUCCAGGAAUUAUGAGCGUCUUGGACGAUGUCUGUGCCACGAUGCAUGCAAAGGGCGAGGGCGCCGACCAGACACUACUGCAGAAGCUCCAGGCGGCCAUUGGCAGCCACGAGCACUUCAACAGCUGGAAUAAAGGAUUUAUCAUCCACCACUACGCCGGGAAGGUGAGGACGGGUGCGGCCAGCAGAUACAGCCGGGGCAGGAAUACGCUGUGUAAUUGGCGGGAUUUUAUAUGGA
Bufo gargarizans (Asiatic toad) is the source of this 1729-nucleotide messenger RNA. Its product is annotated as unconventional myosin-Ie-like. Gene Ontology annotation, cellular component: plasma membrane; cytoplasm; myosin complex. Gene Ontology annotation, molecular function: actin filament binding; ATP binding; microfilament motor activity. Gene Ontology annotation, biological process: actin filament organization; vesicle transport along actin filament. Lineage: Eukaryota; Metazoa; Chordata; Amphibia; Anura; Bufonidae. The transcript has 14 exons. The record is from RefSeq and is a predicted model, not a curated record. The annotation marks the transcript as partial.